Molecule: messenger RNA, 1080 nt
Organism: Closterium sp. Naga37s-1
Lineage: Eukaryota; Viridiplantae; Streptophyta; Zygnematophyceae; Desmidiales; Closteriaceae
Source: the annotation of a GenBank genome assembly
AUGUCUACCCUACCUCUACAGGUGCUCGCGCCCUUACUAGACGGCGCCCUGCCGCUCUCCUGCCCUUCUGUGCAAGCCGUGGUGGGGGACGCCCUAGACGUGCUCUCAUGCAAGGAGAUGCGCCCAGGGACAGGCAAGGCAGCAGGUGCGGAGGAGGAUGGGGAGGAGGAGGCAGGAGGAAGCGCAGGCGGGGUUGCAGGGGGAGGAGGUGGCGGAGGUGGCGGGAGAGCAGCAGCAGGAGCAGGAGCAGGAGCAGGAGGAGGCGGAGGAGGAGGAGCGGGGGCGUUGGCGAAUGCUUUGAAGGGGCGGGUGGUUACUCAGCUGAUGAAGAAAAACCUAGUUGAGAACACCAUUCCUGUUCUGAUCGAGCUGAAGAGGCUGCUGGAGGCACAGAACAGCCCGCUGCAGGGGGCACUGAUGGCGUGCCUGCGGUGCCUGUUCAAGGAGUAUAAAGAGGAGAUAGAGGACUUGCUGGCGGCGGAUCCGCAGCUGGGGAAAGAGCUUCCGGACCAGAUCUCGAAGCAGAAGCAGGCUCGGAGACGAGAUGUUUGGCAGGAGCGGGUUGGCAGGGUGGCACAGGAGGAAGAUGGGGAUGGAGUGGGGAAGGGGAGGGUUAGUGGUGAGGGGAGUAUGGGAUUUCAGGAGAGGUUGACGAGGGAAGGGGGAGAGGUUGGCGGAAGGGGUUGUGAGUGUGAGGUGGAGAGGAGGACGAGAGAAAGAGAGGAGGGAGAGAGUGAGGAGGCAGGCAUGAUUGGGAAAGAGGAUGGAGGGGGAAGAAAUGGCCGGAGUAAGAAGAAGGGAGUUGUUAUGAAGGAGAAUGAUCAGUGUGCAGCAUUGGAGAAAGGAAGCAUUCUAAAGGGUAGGAAGGGAGAAGAAGCAGCAGAUGGUAGUCGGCAGGAAAUGGAAGGUAGUUGGAAAGGAGGAUGUGAGACCGAAUCCGCAGCCAGAGAAGGCAGGGGGAAGGGGUACAGAGGGGUGGUGCAAGGUGAUGAGGGGCAGGGGAAGGGGGUGCGAAGGAGCAUGGGGGAGGAUCUGCCACCACGACGAGCCACCCGGCAGUCAGCAAGAGUCAAGCGAUAG